This is a messenger RNA of Cordyceps fumosorosea ARSEF 2679, 1392 nucleotides long. Its product is annotated as rab GDP-dissociation inhibitor. Bases 1 to 1392 code for a protein of 463 amino acids. Gene Ontology annotation, cellular component: cytoplasm. Gene Ontology annotation, biological process: small GTPase-mediated signal transduction; protein transport; vesicle-mediated transport. The record is from RefSeq and is a predicted model, not a curated record. Gene Ontology annotation, molecular function: Rab GDP-dissociation inhibitor activity. The transcript is spliced from 8 exons. NCBI's taxonomy places the organism in Eukaryota, Fungi, Ascomycota, Sordariomycetes, Hypocreales, Cordycipitaceae.
AUGGACGAGAUUGCCAAGGAGUACGACGUUCUUGUCCUCGGCACCGGCCUGACCGAGUGCAUCCUGUCUGGUGUUCUCAGUGUCAAGGGCAAGAAGGUUCUGCACAUUGACAGAAACGAUCACUACGGCGGCGAGGCCGCCUCCGUCAACCUUGAGACCCUCUUCAAGAAGUACGGUAAUGCCGCUGGCGAGAAGCCCUGGGAGAAGUAUGGCCGCCUUAACGACUGGAAUAUCGACUUGGUCCCCAAGCUACUCAUGUCCUCGGGCGAGCUGACCAACAUUCUCGUCUCCACCGACGUCACCCGUUAUCUCGAGUUUAAGCAGGUCACUGGCAGCUUUGUCCAGCAGGGCGCCUCCCCCAAGGCCACUGUCGCUAAGGUUCCUUCGGAUGCUGGCGAGGCCCUCAAGUCUCCCCUCAUGGGCAUCUUCGAGAAGCGCCGCAUGAAGUCCUUCAUCGAGUGGGUUGGCACCUUUAAGCUCAAUGACCCCGCCACUCACAAGGGUCUCGAUAUGAACAAGUGCACCAUGAACGACGUCUAUGACAAGUUCGGUCUCGAGGCUGGCACCAAGGAUUUCAUCGGCCACGCCAUGGCUCUGUACCUCACCGACGACUACCUUACCGCCAAGGGUGAGGCCCCCAAAGCCAUCGAGCGCAUCCGCCUUUACGGAAACUCGGUUGCCCGCUACGGCAAGUCGCCUUACAUCUACCCUCUUUACGGUCUUGGCGAGCUCCCCCAGGGCUUUGCCCGUCUCUCCGCCAUCUACGGCGGCACUUACAUGCUUAACACACAAGUCAAUGAGUUCAUCACCGAGGGCGACAAGACCGUCGGCAUCAAGGCCACUAUGACUGGCGUCGAGGAGAUGAAGUUCGACACGCGUGCUAAGAUGAUCAUUGGCGACCCAUCCUACUUCCCUGGCAAGACCAAGGUUGUUGGACACGUCCUUCGUGCCAUUUGCAUCCUCAAGCAUCCUCUUGCUGGCACCAAUGAUAGCGAUUCCUGCCAGCUCAUCAUCCCUCAGUCUCAAGUAGGCCGCAAGAACGAUAUCUACAUCGCUUGCGUUUCUUCUGCCCACAACGUCUGCCCCAAGGGCUUCUGGGUUGCCAUCGUCUCGACCAUUGCCGAGACCGAGGCCAACCACCACCUUGAGCUCCAGCCCGGUCUUGACCGACUCGGUGCUAUCGAGGAGCAGUUCAUGGGCCCUCCUAUUCCCAUGUACGAGCCCAACGAGGACGGCACCAAAGACAACAUCUUCAUCUCCAAGAGCUACGACGCUACCAGCCACUUCGAGACCACGACCGACGAUGUCAAGGAUAUCUACCGUCGCGCCACCGGCGAGGAGCUCAAGGUCGAGGGUCUGCGAGAGGGCAUCGUCGUCGCCGACGAGCAAUAA